CAGCAUUCAAAUGGACGCAUCGUCCCUCGUCCACGCCCUAGCGCAAGAGGGCACAGUCGCACACGACGAAGUGUGCCUCGCAUCGGCGGGGCAGCUGGAGCGGGCAGCGCGGUUCGUCGCGGUCCAUCUGGGCGAUAGACCAGAAAUCUUCGAGGAGCUGGAACAGGCGCAGGGCGCAGGCGCCGACGCCGACGACGUAUGGGCGUUGCUAGGGCGCCUGUGGGCGCAGCUCGCCGACAGCUUUGACCCUACCCCCGGGAGCGCAGCAGCCAGAGCCCAGCUCGCGAGCGAGGACUCGCGGAUCGCGCUCGCGCUCGCCGCCGCCAAGCUGGAGCGGAACCUCGUCGCCGGCGUGUACGAGUACCAGAAGGCCGCGCACCCGCACGAGCCGGCCGUCCGCCGCGUGAUCUUCAACGUGACUACGUUUACGAGGAUCGAAGACCCGAAAUUCUUUACUCUACAUGCCGUGCUCGCACAGCUGCUCUCCAACCUCGUCUCUCCCACCUCGGACCCGAGGUCAGAGGACCUGGCGGAUACCACGCUCGAGACGUACCUCUCCGGCGGGCGUGACGACGACGUAGUGAUCCGCCUGCUCGACUCGCGCGACAUCAAGACCAACACGGCGACAAUACACCUCAUCAACAACCUGACGCGGGACGAGCGCAGAAUACCCCUGCUCCUCCGCCCUGCAGGCGUGAAAUGGCUCGCGCAGCUCCUGGGCCGGAUGGACGAGUGGCUCGAGGCGCAGGACGGGCUGUUCGAGCUCGCGGCCGCCAUCUUCUCGCGGGUCAUCGACGCCGGGCUCCAGGCGCAGCUGUAUGCCGCGCUCGCGGUCCCCGACGAGGCAGUCACGCCGUCGCAGACGACGCUGCUCAAGCUCGUCGACUCGUCGCUCGCGUCGGCGUCGCCAUCAUCGCCCAACCCCGCGCCGUCGCCCAACGCCUUCAUCCUGGACGCGUGGCACGCGCUGGCGCGCUACGCCGCGCUGUCGAUGAACAGCGGGCAGGACGACGCGCGCCUGCCCAAGAUCCUCGCGGCGCUCAUCCUCGCCACGGAGGCGCUGUCUGCCAUCGUGCUGAGGGCACAGGCUCGCGCCGACGCCGCCGAGCGGAAGCGGAGGCCAGUCGUAGCCGGCGGCGACGAGGAGAUGGUCGCGGCGAUGAAGAGCGGCGAGAAGAGCGUCGUCAAGCCGCUCGUCGAGCUGCUCAGAGCCACCAACACGUUCCUCCCCCGCGUUAAGCCUACGCGACCAGAAGACGCGCCAGAGGCAACGCAAGCCCAGCUGCCGUUCGCGAAUAUCAAGCGCGACCUCGUGCGCCUGCUCGCUGCCCUGGCGUACGGGGACACGGCGUUCGGCGACGCCGUGCGCGAGGCGGGCGGCGUCGAGCUUGUGCUUUCCCUCUGCGAGACGGACGAACGCAACCCAUACCUCCGCGAGCACGCGCUCCUCGCCGUGCGUAACCUCAUGACUGGUAACCCCGCAAACCAGGCCAUCAUCGCGCAGAUGGACCCGCUCGGCGUCGUUGGCGACAACGGCGAGCUCUUGCCACUCCCAGAGAAGAUGAAGAAGGGGUACCAGAGCACCGUGGCGCCCGGCCCCGACGGCGCAGCUUAG
Messenger RNA from Vanrija pseudolonga, 1615 nucleotides. It is a transcript of the gene CTR86, whose product is annotated as Copper transport protein 86. NCBI's taxonomy places the organism in Eukaryota, Fungi, Basidiomycota, Tremellomycetes, Trichosporonales, Trichosporonaceae. The coding region runs from base 11 to 1615 and encodes 534 amino acids. Gene Ontology annotation, cellular component: cytosol. The transcript is spliced from 7 exons. The record is from RefSeq and is a predicted model, not a curated record.